Lampris incognitus (smalleye Pacific opah) is the source of this 1872-nucleotide messenger RNA. RefSeq names its product tubulin beta-4B chain-like. Gene Ontology annotation, biological process: microtubule cytoskeleton organization; mitotic cell cycle. The transcript has 7 exons. The coding region runs from base 54 to 1391 and encodes 445 amino acids. Gene Ontology annotation, cellular component: cytoplasm; microtubule. Lineage: Eukaryota; Metazoa; Chordata; Actinopteri; Lampriformes; Lampridae. Gene Ontology annotation, molecular function: GTPase activity; GTP binding; structural constituent of cytoskeleton. The record is from RefSeq and is a predicted model, not a curated record.
CCUUGUCAGCAAGUAUUGUCUCCGUCGUUGAGAAGUUGUCAAUUUCGACCAAGAUGAGGGAAAUUGUGCAUUUGCAGGCAGGCCAGUGCGGCAAUCAAAUUGGAGCUAAGUUUUGGGAGGUGAUAAGCGACGAACAUGGCAUCGACCCCAGUGGAACAUACCGCGGGGACAGCGACUUGCAGCUGGAAAGAAUUAACGUUUAUUACAACGAAGCGACAGGUGGCAAGUAUGUUCCACGUGCUGUGUUGGUCGAUUUGGAGCCGGGCACCAUGGACUCUGUGAGAUCUGGUCCCUUUGGUCAGGUCUUCAGACCAGACAACUUUGUCUUUGGUCAAAGUGGAGCUGGUAACAACUGGGCUAAGGGCCACUACACUGAGGGAGCAGAGCUGGUGGACUCUGUCCUGGAUGUGGUGAGGAAGGAGGCAGAGAGCUGUGACUGCCUCCAGGGCUUCCAGCUCACACACUCACUGGGCGGUGGCACCGGCUCUGGCAUGGGCACCUUACUUAUCAGCAAGAUCCGUGAAGAGUACCCAGAUAGGAUUAUGAACACUUUCAGUGUGGUACCAUCACCCAAGGUGUCAGACACAGUGGUGGAGCCCUACAAUGCCACCUUAUCUGUCCACCAGCUGGUGGAGAACACAGAUGAGACCUAUUGCAUCGACAACGAGGCCCUGUAUGACAUCUGCUUCCGUACACUCAAACUGACCACGCCCACCUAUGGUGACCUCAACCACCUGGUUUCUGCCACCAUGAGUGGGGUCACCACUUGCCUGCGCUUCCCUGGUCAGCUCAAUGCUGACCUGAGGAAACUGGCUGUCAAUAUGGUGCCCUUUCCCCGUCUGCACUUUUUUAUGCCAGGCUUUGCACCCCUGACAAGCCGGGGCAGCCAGCAGUACAGGGCACUGACUGUUCCAGAGCUCACUCAGCAAAUGUUUGAUGCCAAGAACAUGAUGGCGGCCUGUGACCCACGCCAUGGGCGCUACCUCACCGUGGCUGCCAUCUUCCGUGGCCGUAUGUCCAUGAAGGAGGUGGACGAGCAGAUGCUCAACGUACAGAACAAAAACAGCAGUUACUUUGUGGAAUGGAUUCCAAACAACGUCAAGACAGCCGUCUGUGACAUCCCACCCCGAGGUCUCAAGAUGGCUGCGACCUUCAUUGGCAACAGCACGGCCAUUCAGGAGCUGUUCAAGCGCAUCUCUGAACAGUUCACUGCCAUGUUCCGCCGCAAAGCCUUCCUCCACUGGUACACUGGUGAGGGUAUGGAUGAAAUGGAAUUCACAGAGGCAGAGAGCAACAUGAACGACUUGGUGUCAGAGUACCAGCAGUACCAAGACGCCACUGCAGAGGAUGAGGGCGAAUUUGAAGAGGAGGGAGAGGAGGACAUAGCUUAGAAAAUAUUCCCUAUGUUUUUCCUGUGUUUGCUCAGGCCUCCAAAGGUUUUCUCUGGCCUUAGAUUUAGCUGUCCAGUGUUAUCUUUAUCAAAGAAGGUUGAAUCAUUUCAUCUGGAUACAUUUAUUAACAGAUAUGUUUCAUCACUCAACUAAGUGCCAUCUUCAGUCUAAACUGGGGAUACCUGCAGUCAGUUUAGACUGAAGAUGUCACUUAGAUGAGUGAUGAAACAUAUCUGUCAGUAAACGUUGUAUCCAGAUGAACUGAUUCAGCCUUCUUGGUUUUCUUACCUGGAUUAUUUAGCAUGCAUCGAGACAAUUUUAUCUUUACUUGGUCUUUCCCACCCCUCCUCUUUUUAAUUAUUCAGAUUCCUAAGCUGCAACUUUUGAAAUCCCAUGGUUCAUCUGAUUUUCUCUAAACAGGCCUGUUCUGAAACAUUAUACUUUUGACACUUUAUUAAAUGAGAUUUCCAAAUACUUGUUG